Messenger RNA from Mollisia scopiformis, 1527 nucleotides. RefSeq lists its product as uncharacterized. Bases 1 to 1527 code for a protein of 508 amino acids. The transcript has 3 exons. Lineage: Eukaryota; Fungi; Ascomycota; Leotiomycetes; Helotiales; Mollisiaceae. The record is from RefSeq and is a predicted model, not a curated record.
AUGUCUACUGAUGAUUCGAGCUCGAGUCGUGGAGGAAGAGAAGAUAAUGAAGACACCAGCACCCCAAAUUCCACGCCUCCACCAACAUUCGCAGACAUCGACCGAUGGAAUUAUCAUACUACCUUGAAGCAAUUCGGAGCAAGUCUUCAAGCCGCUGCUAACGCAGUGUUUCCAAACGACAAGAAGUCGAGAUAUUCCCAGGUAUCGGUCUUAAUGUUGAGUUGGGCUGACGAAGAUCCCCGUCUCCCUGUGUCACGUGAAAUUAAUGAGCUGGAAAGGGUUUUUAGGGAUGUUUAUCAUUUCACAACAGAGAGAUGGGAAAUACCGGAGAAAAAUUCGCAUUUCAAGUUGGCAGAGAGGGUUAUAGCAUUCACAAGACCGGAGGAAGAUAGUGCUUCAAAGCUGAAAAUCCUGUAUUAUGCAGGACAUGCGAGGCUCAUGGAUACGCGUGCUCUUGCUUGGACUAGCUGGCAUAAUAAACAGAAGCAGAAAUGCCCCUCCGUAAAAUGGGGAGCGAUUCAAAGCUUUCUUGAAGAGUCGCCAAGCGAUGCACUUGUUUUGUUGGAUUGCUGUGCUUCCGGGACAGUAAAUACCAGCGAAGGCAGUGGCAUCACGGAAGUGAUCUCGGCUUGCGCUUGGAACCAGACUGCAAAUGGAGUUGGUCCAUACUCCUUGACUAGUGCGUUAGUUAUUGAAUUAAAGAGACUGAGUCAGAGAAGAUCAUUCAGUGUUGGCGAGCUCUACAGAAACAUAUUCAUGAGGACUCAAAAUCGACUGCCAGAAGAUAUACCUGAGCGAGGAAUUGAACGGGAACGCCACCCCGCACCAAUUCACUUACUAUUAUCACAGUCUAAAGACAUGCCAAGAAGUAUACAACUUUCCGUCGGGCCUCUGGUGGAGGAGGGAAGACAAGAACAGAGCAAUUCAGAUCACACUGGAAAAGAAGCGCCUUGUAGAUUACCGUUCUCGGGCCAGAAUCCUUUCCCCGGAACAGAGAAGAACGCUACAGUAGAAGACGCAGCGCCCCCCACACGCCUAGAUAUCACGGGCUCUACUUCAAAGACAGACAAUGAAGUUCCACGGCUAGCAUUUGCUGUUCGACUAAGCGAAAAUUUCAGACCUGGCGAAGAUAUCAAAGAUUUGUUCAUCGAGUGGCUCAGAAACAUUCCAACCAUUGCCAAGGAAGUCAACAUAGAAGCUGGCUUCGAUAGCUUUUCCACGCUUUUGAUAGUGUCUCUACCACUAUCAAUUUUCGCGUAUCUUCCUCACGAUCCUUCAAUAAUCUCACUAGGACCAAUCAUAUCUGGCAAUAGAAUCCUGCAUGACGAAGCAAAGGAGGAUGUGCGGCUGAACUCUAAAUUCCCAUCCAAGACCUCCAGUGACUCAAACGAGGCUGUAUGGAGUUCUUCACUAGGUAUCCAUACGAUGGCUAAAAAAUCUCCACGUACAGCUCGAAAUCGAAGUAUAUUCACUCCUAUCGAGGAGCCCCAAUAUAUGCAGACCUGGAAGGGGGAGAACCCAGAUUGA